GAGAAAGGUUGUGUCUCAGGUUGUCAGAUAUGUGUUUUUUUUUUUGGGAGGGGGGCGUCGUGACAAAACAAGGCGCUGCUUAUAUUAGCUCAGAGCGACGUAGCCAGCUAAAGCUAUCAAUCAAUCGAUGUGAUCGUGAGUCUCUGACCGAGCUCCGAGGUGAUUGGUUCUCGAGGCUGUCCGUCAAGAGGCUCGCGCGUGUCUUUGAGGCUGCUGGAGAAAAGAGGAGGGUCUUCCAGCGAGGCUUUUUAUUUAUUUCUUUGUGUCCAGUCGCGUAAAAAAAUAAUAAUAACAGCGAUAGCUAGCUAGCUAACCCUAGCUAGCUAUAUUAUUUUUGGCAGACUUCAAUGUUGUUCCACUGGACCGAGACGAAAAACUGGACCAUAUUACGCUAGGUAUUAAAACGCCGAGGCGAAGGGAAGGAGGAUGAAGCGGCGCAAUGCGGACUGCAGCAAACUCCGGCGGCCGUUAAAACGGAACCGAAUCACCGAGGGCAUAUACGGCAGCACCUUCCUGUACCUGAAGUUCCUGGUGGUUUGGGCGCUGGUGCUGUUGGCCGACUUUGUGCUGGAGUUCCGGUUCGAGUACCUCUGGCCCUUUUGGCUCUUCAUCCGGAGUGUGUAUGACUCCUUCAGAUAUCAGGGCCUGGCUUUCUCAGUGUUCUUUGUGUGUGUGGCAUUUACAUCUGACAUCAUAUGCCUGCUCUUCAUCCCCGUGCAGUGGCUGUUCUUCGCUGCCAGCACGUAUGUGUGGGUGCAGUAUGUCUGGCACACAGAAAGAGGAGUCUGCCUCCCCACCGUGUCCCUGUGGAUCCUCUUUGUUUAUAUCGAGGCAGCGAUACGAUUCAAAGAUCUGAAGGACUUCCACGUGGAUCUGUGUCGUCCCUUCGCAGCACACUGUAUCGGAUACCCGGUGGUGACGCUGGGCUUCGGCUUUAAGAGCUACGUGAGCUACAAGAUGCGUCUGCGCAAACAGAAGGAGGUGCAGAAGGAGAACGAGUUCUACAUGCAGCUCCUCCAGCAGGCCCUGCCACCAGAGCAGCAAAUGUUGCAGAAACAAGAAAGAGAAGCAGAGGAAGCAGCAGCGAAAAGUGCACACGACGCCGACUCGCCCCCCGCAGCUCAGAACGGCUCCGCCGGUGGCAAGAAGCCCACCUCGAAUACUUUACCAGAGCUGGAGUACCGCGAGAAAGAGCGAGGCAAGGGCGAGUCUAAGAAACAGCAUAAUCAGAACCAGAACCAUCACAGCAGCAUCCUGCCUGUAGUGGACUAUAAUAAAGCACAAGAGCUGGAGUACAUGGAGAAUAAUGUGAACAACAAGAGACUGAGCAGCUCCGAGCUGCUGGGCAGCACCGAGAACCUGCUUCUGAAGGAGGACAACUCUUCAUCGUCGUGCUCGUCCUCUUCCUCAAAUUCCACCUCCUCAAAAAAUCACAAAAACACCAGCGGAGGCAGUGGGGUUGGGGGUAACUCUUCGCCCCGCGGCCACGGGACGGCCAACGGCAGUGUGCCCUCCUUGACAGGACCUUCUUCAGCGGGGAAGGGCGAGAAGAAGCAGAAGUGCGGCGGGAAAGGGGGACACCGAGAUCCCACAGAUAACUGCAUCCCGAAUAACCAGCUCGGCAAGCCUGAAGCACUGGUCAGGUUGGAGCAGGAUGUGAAGAAGCUGAAGGCUGAGCUGCAGGCGAGCAGGCAGACCGAGCAGGAGCUGCGCAGCCAGCUGGGCUCUCUGGGCACGUCAGAACGCAGCGUCCGUUCUGAACUCAGCCAGCUCCGCCAGGACAACGAGCUGCUGCAGAACAAGCUCCAUAACGCCGUUCAAGCAAAACAAAAGGAUAAGCAGACGCUGGGGCAGCUGGAGAAGCGUCUGAAGGCUGAGCAGGAGGCGCGAGCAGCUGCAGAGAGGCAGCUGGCAGAGGAGAAGAAACGUAAGAAGCUGGAGGAAGCCACAGCGGCCAAAGCUGUAGCCCUCGCAGCUGCAUCCAGAGGCGAGUGCACAGAGUCUCUAAGAAGGAGGAUCUCCGAGCUGGAGACGGAGUGUAAGAAACUCGCACUGGACAUUAAGGUCAAAGAGGACUUGAUCCGCGAGCUUGAGCUCAAAGUCCAGGAGCUGCAUAAAUAUAAAGAGAAUGAGAAGGACACGGAGGUGUUGAUGUCUGCGCUGUCAGCCAUGCAGGAUAAGACCCAGCACUUGGAGAACAGCUUGAGUGCAGAGACCAGAAUCAAACUGGACCUCUUCUCUGCCCUUGGAGACGCCAAGCGACAGCUGGAGAUCGCACAAGGUCAGAUCCUGCAGAAAGAUCAGGAGAUCAAAGAUCUGAAACAGAAGAUAGCUGAGGUGAUGGCAGUCAUGCCCAGCAUCACUUACUCAACAGAUACCAGCAACAUGAACCCAGUCACCCCUCACUACUCCUCCAAGUUCAUGGACACCAGUCCGUCUGGCCUGGACCCCAACGCAUCCGUCUACCAGCCCCUGAAAAAAUGAGUGCCUGCGCCAGCUCACCAUACCAUCAUCCAUCCAUCCAUCCAUCUACCACCUCUCUCUCUCUCUCUCUUGUCCCCUCCUUCCCCCACAGGCCUAGACCUGGCCCCCUUAAGAAUGUUUGGGGACUUUUUUUUUUUUUUGGUUUUCUCUCCUUCUCUUCUACUGCUAUUUCUCGCCUGGUCAGAAGGAUGUCGUAUUGUGUGACUGUAUUUGUUGUAGUAAAAAAAAAAAAAAAAAAAGACAAAAAAACGUUUAAGGGACAUCACCCGCCGAGUAGGAAUCUGCUGUUGUUGGAUUUUUUUUUUUCCCCCCUUGUAAAUGUCUAGAAACCUCACAGAUGUUGGUGUGCAUUUUUUUUUUUUUAUUUUUUUGGUCUUUUUAGUGCAAAAAAGGCUCACACUUUACUUUUCCUGUACAUUAUUAUUGGCCUUAAACUUUUUUUGUGUGUGUGAAAGGAGGGGGCAAAGUCUCAGAUUUACAGCUUUAGAUCUUUAUUCGUUUUUUUUUGUUUGUUUUGUUUUUUCCAGAAAAAAAAGAUGAUUUAAAAUGAACUCCCAAAUUAUUUCUCACUCCGAUUACAUCACUGCCCAUUUAAUAAUGUUCAAAACGUAUAGUUAGAUUGGAGUAUGUUGGGGGGGUGGUCUAACUCACCAAAAUUUCAGUAAGCGCCCAGUCAUUAGAUACCCCAGUGCCUUUAGACUGGAUCACAUUGGUGAAUCUGAAAGAUUUUGUCCCCUGCUAUUUGCCUCCCCCCCCCCCCCCCCCUUUUUUUUUUUUAAUCAAACAAAUGUGGCACCAUCAUCCCGACAGCACCAUCUCUCCAACUGUGAAUUCAGAUUCGGCUUGGAAAUCUUGUUUACGCCUGUUUAUUUGGCCUGUGUUGCACUGUUGGUUAACCAACACUUGAAGAGUAGUUUAGAAAGGGGGGGGUGGGAGAUGUGGAUAUUCUGCAUCAUACAUGGCGAGCCUGAGCAUGUUCCAGAUUAUUCCAGAUUAUUACACUGGCCAGGCAAUUCUGUAUCUGACAAAUGCAAAAAUUUUAGUCCAGUGCCAAGUAGCUAGGACUGUGAUUUUGUUCCACAGUGAUAUGCUGCGAAGCAGAAGCAGCUAACAGAGUGUAUUUUCUAGUUCAGUGUCUUGGUAGCAGAGAGUCGUUUGGUGUUGCCACACGAUGGCGCUAUUGUGCAUAGGAAAGUAUUUGGUUCUCAGUAUUGCAGAGUUCACACCCUGCUCAGGAGUGGGUGUUGAGGAAAGCCAGCCUGUCAUCUUUCUCCAGACCCUUCGAUUGACCUGUUUGCUCAAGGGUCACAUGUUUCACCUUAUUUGAAUAAGUGUUUGGUCGGAAAGGGCGCAAUUUUCUGCGCUUGGGGAAAAAAAAAUGCACUUAACUGAGGAUUUUAUCUGGGGUAAUCCCUGGAAUAACAGCAAUAUCAGUGCGUAAAAGAAGCUGGAGCCUCCAUCCAGCUGUGACGAGAAGAGGAUUCAAACAUUACAGAAUGUUCUGGUGUGGCUUAAUGUGUUCAGUGUGUACGAUAAAGAAAGGUUUCUGACUAUUUGAGUUUUGAGAAAGCUCGUUGUUGGUAUUGCUCUUUCAGUACUAAGAUUGGGAUAACCCCGGUGAGUCCUACGUGGUGUUCUAGUGAUCAGCGACGGUUGGUUGUCGAUUUUUGAGUGUGUGUGUGUGUGUGUGUGUGUGUGUGUGUGUGUGUGUGUGUGUUUAAAUUAUGGACAGUUUGUGUCCCUGAAGUGUUCUCAGAACGUUAACAUCCGCUUACGGUGAAGUUAACCGGUCUGCAGAAAGGAAAAAAAAAUGUUCAAGUGAAAAGAAGAAAGCACUUGUUUGCGUUCUUUGCCUGACAUCACCUCUCCCUCUUUCUUUCUUCAGACCUUACUGUGGCUGCAUUCUCACUCUGUGAGGUUUUCAAGGAAUAAAGGUUUUUUUCCUGGCA
This is a messenger RNA of Neoarius graeffei (lesser salmon catfish), 4433 nucleotides long. It is a transcript of the gene maco1b, whose product is annotated as macoilin 1b. Lineage: Eukaryota; Metazoa; Chordata; Actinopteri; Siluriformes; Ariidae. Gene Ontology annotation, biological process: neuronal signal transduction. The coding region runs from base 427 to 2484 and encodes 685 amino acids. Gene Ontology annotation, cellular component: rough endoplasmic reticulum membrane. The transcript is spliced from 11 exons. The record is from RefSeq and is a predicted model, not a curated record.